AUGAAGCGCUCAAAGCAGCUGAGGGGGUCUGGGUUGAGGCGCACGCUCUCAGACUUCACUGUGAGGGAGAAGGAAUGUCGCGUCGAGGCAGAGUUCAGCAGACUGCAGAAGCAGUUUCAGAUCUCAGCGGAGAAGAGGAAAUGUUUCGGUGCCAACAUGAGGCAGCAGAUACACGCCCAGGAGAAAGAAAUAGAGUCGCUGAAGGAAGAACACAGAGGGAUGUCGUUAAUACUGAGCCAGAUCAACUCCCUGAGAAACGUGAUGCAGGAUGACAGAAAUCGUAUGGAGCUCAAGUGCCUCUUGCAGACCAAGGAUCAGUACGACUGCCUGAUCAGAGACAGAAAAGCCCUGCUAGCUGAGCAGGACAGCCAGAUCCUGGAGCUGCAAAAAAAGAUUGUGAGGCAAAACCUGAUAGCAACGAAGGUGAAGCAAGCAAACAGUAGCAAAUGGCUCCAAAACCAGAUUCAGACCCUGGAGAUGCGUCUAAACAAUGUCACCGUCCGUUUUGAUACCAUCCUGACCGCCAAUAACAAGCUCCGAGAAGAGAUCGAAAACCUUCGAAUCCAGAAAGCCAUCCUGGACAACUUCUACGCAAAGCUCCGUAAGCAUCUGGACCAGCAGAAGAGCAGGAUGGACGCCGCCGUGGAGCAGUCCACGCAGGCAUACGAGCAGCGGGUGGAGGCUCUGGCGAGGAUUUCAGCCAUGAACGAAAGGCACAGCAAAGACACCGUCCAGUACAACAUCGAGGUGCAGGAGCGGGAGCGCAUCCGGGACCAGGAGAACAAGCUGAAAACCUUUGUGCUUGCCAAAUUCACGGAUCGCUCUGAAUUGGAGGAAGAGGCCAAAAAGAAAGAAGCCUUGAAGGCAGCCCAGAAGGCAAAGCGGAGGCAAGGGGAGAGCUUCGAGAGCCGGGAGGUGGCUUACAAGAGGCUGCUGGAGCUGGCGGAGAACGGGGACAUCGACCAGCUGGUGAAUGGGUUCAUUGAAAAGGAAGGGAAGAACUUUGCCUACUUCAGCUACGCCACUGAGCUGAACAAUGAGAUGGAGAAGCUGCAGCAGAGGAUCAAGGACCUGCAGAACGGAAUCAUGCUCUUCACAACCGACCAGGACAAUGCAGAGAGCAGCAGCCUUCACGUCCUGAAGGAGCUGGAGGAGAAGCUAAGUCAAACGACUGAGAAAGCCAACGAGUACGAAGAGAGAUGCAAAGAGAGCAGUAAAGUCCUGGGCCGGCUCAAAUCUGCCAUGGAGGUCCUGUUCAAAGAAAUCGACUGUGAUGCCAUGAAGAUCAAGGAGCAGCUUGGUGAUAAUGGGCAGAUCACGGACCUGAACCUGAUGCAGUUUUUUGCUCUCGUGGAGAAGAAGACCAACGAGCUCCUGCUGAAGGAAUCCAUCCUGCUCUAUCUGGAGGCUGACGGCUCGCUGACAUCCCAGACCUUCACCAACCCGCUGCUGGGUGGCACCGAGCUCCUGCAGGGCACAGACCUGCCCCGUUUCUGCCCGCAGCCUCCCGACCUGGAGGGUGCCGCCGACGCCACCGACGCCUUCGAGGCGCCGCUGGACCACGCGCGGCUGCGCGAGCUGGUUCUCCAGAGCUGUGAGAGGGAGCGGGGCAGUGCCGGCAGCACGGGCAAGAAGGGACGAAACGACAUCCAGGCGUGA
Molecule: messenger RNA, 1659 nt
Organism: Cygnus atratus (black swan)
Lineage: Eukaryota; Metazoa; Chordata; Aves; Anseriformes; Anatidae
Gene: CCDC63
Product: coiled-coil domain containing 63
Exons: 11
Coding region: 1-1659 (552 amino acids)
Biological process (GO): outer dynein arm assembly; cilium movement
Cellular component (GO): axoneme
Source: RefSeq, a predicted model, not a curated record